Helianthus annuus (common sunflower) is the source of this 1813-nucleotide messenger RNA. Its product is annotated as leucine-rich repeat extensin-like protein 3. The record is from RefSeq and is a predicted model, not a curated record. Lineage: Eukaryota; Viridiplantae; Streptophyta; Magnoliopsida; Asterales; Asteraceae. The coding region runs from base 127 to 1461 and encodes 444 amino acids. The transcript has 2 exons.
UUAUGCGCGAUUUUCACCACUUUGGCCGGUUCUUCUCACUUGUGGACGACCCCUAGGCACCCCCUAAACACUAGUAACAUGUGUAUAUCAGUUGUGGAGAGUUGUAGACCUGGUUGUCAAUGAAUCAUGGUGCCUUGGACACUAUAUAAACCUCAUAAGUUGCAACUCUUUGAUCAUUCCAUUCUCAACUCAAUUCUGAUCAAUUGUGGAGCUUCCAAGCAGAUCACAAGCCUUCCUAAACGUCUAUUAAACACUAGAAUUAACAAAAUGCCGCCAAGAUUCUUCAGGAGAAGAGGAAGAGGCAAGGGGCCAAUCACCGCCCCCAACAAUAAUGAAGCUGGACCCUCGAAUGCGCGAGCCCCAUCUACCAUGGAGAGCGACGAUCCCCAGCAGAACCGGAGGAACCUUUUUGAGCCCACUAGACGGUCGGUCUCACACAGUUCAACACCUCCUAACCCUUAUGGGCCACAACCAGAUUAUGAGCCCCACAACCCUCAACCUUCAUACAUACCAUUACAGCGAUCCUUAUCGCACAACUCCUUCGGUGACCCUACACCAGUUUUUAGGGGCCGGUUUAACCCGGCAAACUUCCUGCAAGAACCAGGAAAUUUUAACCCAUUAGGUCCAGAAGAUCAUUUCUCUGGAGAUCAUGCGGACGACAUGGAUGAGGAUACGGACCCUGUCGAGCCUGCCAGUGGCACACCAAACCACCCGAUAGAGAUCUCGGAUGGGUCUUCCUUCCACGGAUCACCCUAUGUUGGACCAGAUAGCUUUCAAGCUAUGUUUACCAGGCACGAAUGGUACUUUACGCCUCCUCACCAUGCAUCACCUCAACAGCAGCAACAACAGCAACAAGAUCCCUCUGAGGAUCCAAGGUUCGUGGCAGUCACGCCACCACCUCCUCCACCACCAGUUCAACCGGCACCCCCGCAACCACCAAGGCGUAGGAGAACCGGAGCGCGCAUAUCUGUGCGAACAGGAGACUUUCAUUUUAGUUCUCCGCUCCAAUCAAGUGGCAGCCACUACCCGCCACAUCAAGAAGAUCCACAAAUGGGUGGGCCUUCACGCCCAGUUGCACCACAACCACCGCCUAUGGGUUUUGAUAACCCAAUUCCGGCAUACACGGGUUCCAUGGCGUAUAACCCGUUUGAGCAGCCAGUGCACACCAACUACAACUACGCCGAAGCCGAUCCGUACGUGGUGGCGGCUAACUAUAACACCCAAGGACCAUAUGGAGACCCAUGGGGAGUAGGGUACCCAACUCAUGGAUACCAGAUACCUGCAAGACCUAUUAUACGGACACAAUCGCAACCGCCAAGGAUCUCUCCGCCUGAGCGUGAAGAAAUUUUGAAAAGGUUGGACUAUGUAGAGCGAGAAUUUCACAGGGAGCGAAGGGAGCGACAAACAUUCUUCCAAGGAUUGACAAGCUUGAUCAAAGGAAAGAGCAAGAAGGACCACUGAAUCCUUCCAAGUAUUGUUGAGCCCCUGCGUGGGCCAGUCUUGUAGUAUAAACCCCUGCGUGGGCAUGCUUUGUUAAUAAACCCCUGCGUGGGUAUGUUUUGUUAAUAAACCCCUGCGUGGGUAAGUUUUGUUAAUAAACCCCUGCGUGGGUACGUUUUUGUUAUUAAACCCCUGCGUGGGUACGUGUGCUAAUUAAACCCCUGCGUGGGUAUGAUGUUUAAGGUCCCUGCGUGGACUAGUUUGCUUACUUAAAGCCCCUGCAUGGGCAAGUACCUGUUUAAAACCCCUACGUGGGUAAUGGUUGUUUGGAAAGACCCGUUUAGGGCAACAUGUAACCUGUGUAUAAUUAAUG